Molecule: messenger RNA, 542 nt
Organism: Fomitiporia mediterranea MF3/22
Lineage: Eukaryota; Fungi; Basidiomycota; Agaricomycetes; Hymenochaetales; Hymenochaetaceae
Exons: 3
Coding region: 1-417 (138 amino acids)
Cellular component (GO): CST complex
Molecular function (GO): single-stranded DNA binding
Source: RefSeq, a predicted model, not a curated record
AUGGUGAACUCCAACACUCCCGAAUCAGCAAAACCUGUACCGAUUUCCUCCCUUAAUGCGUCCCUUGUCAAUGAGAAAUUGCGUACUGCCGGAAUCUUGCUGUCUUACGAUCACGAGCACCAGCUCCUUAUAGUUCACGAUGGAGCAAAUCACGCAUGUCUGAUAGACACGUCGUUAAUCCUUGAUUCAAUGCUUGCUCUCCCAGGUUUGCGGGAGAAUAAGACGGUCGUUAGUGUUAUUGGAUACUUAGAACAUGUGGAGGGUGGUCUUCCGAUCCCGAUUAUUCCAGCUUUCGUAGAUGCACCAGUGAUUGACCCUACGUUGAUUGUUCGCGCGAUUUUGGUUACACCCACUCCUGAUCUGAACCUUGGAUACUGGGAACAUGCGAUAAUGCAGGUGGACAAGGGAAACGAAUAAACACGCCCGCCCAGUCAAGCAACGUGUAUAUCAUUAAAAUUCAAACAUUUGCUCUUCAGUGCUCCAGGCAAAUUCGUUUACUAAUGCAUUGCCACAUUUAAUACAUACUACAGAGCUUAUUGCAG